AUCACGAUGCACACAGACACGCAAAUGUACCGAAAUGGAACCCGGACGUGUUCCAGUUUCAUAAACCGGAUUUCAUAAUCGCCGAUACGUCCGGGACUUUUUUUUUUUUUUUUUUGUGUAAUUGGAGAUGGGGUUCGUCUUUCUUUCUUUUCCUUCGGUCAAAAUUAACAAAAUAAAAAAAAAAACGUUUUAGCAACGAAACCACCACCACACCAAACAAAAAAAGAAGAGAGAAAAGAAGAGAAAGUCGGCGUUUUAGAAAGAAACUCUGCAAACCCUAAAACGAUUCCUCUCUUCGAUUCUUUCAUUUUGCCGUUAUCGAUCGCUGUCUCGAGACAGUGCGUGGACUGGUUUGUUUGGUUAAUUGAGUAAUCGAUGAUUUAAAGUAUUGAUUUAGGCACUGAAUUUAAAAGCUUCAAGUUCUUGGAGAGUCAAAUUAUGGAUUUGGUGACUAGUUGCAAGGACAAAUUGGCCUAUUUCCGUAUCAAGGAGCUCAAAGAUGUACUUACACAGCUGGGUCUUUCAAAGCAGGGGAAGAAGCAGGACCUUGUUGACAGAAUAUUAGCUGUUCUCACAGAUGAACAAGUACCAAAGACAUCAGCAAAGAAGAGUGUUGUUGGAAAGGAAGAGGUGGCAAAACUAGUUGAUGACAUUUACAGGAAAAUGCAGGUUUCUGGGGCCACUGAUCUGGCAUCUAAGGGGGAAGGUGUUUUGGAGAGCAGUAAGCCGGUCAUUAAAGGAGAAAUUGAUGAUUCCUUUCACUUCGAUACAAAAGUUCGCUGCCCAUGUGGAAGCUCAUUGGAGACAGAAUCGAUGAUUAAGUGUGAGGAUCCUAGAUGUCGGGUGUGGCAGCAUAUAGGUUGUGUUAUAAUUCCUGAAAAACCCAUGGAGGCUAUUCCACAAGUUCCUGACUUGUUUUAUUGUGAGAUCUGUCGGCUCUGCCGGGCUGACCCUUUCUGGGUUUCUGUUGCACAUCCUCUUUAUCCUGUGAAGUUGACUACUAAUAUUCAAGCUGAUGGCUCAACCCCAGUGCAAAGCGCGGAGAAAACAUUUCAUCUUACUAGGGCAGACAAGGACUUAUUGGCCAAACAAGAAUAUGAUGUUCAGGCUUGGUGUAUGCUUCUGAAUGAUAAGGUUCCAUUUAGGAUGCAAUGGCCACAAUAUGCAGAUUUACAGGUCAAUGGUGUUCCUGUUCGUGCCAUCAAUAGGCCUGGUUCACAAUUAUUGGGGAUUAAUGGCCGUGACGACGGUCCAAUUAUUACACCAUGUACAAAAGAUGGGAUUAAUAAGAUAUCAUUAAAUGGAUGUGAUGCCCGUAUCUUCUGUUUAGGAGUUCGAAUUGUAAAGCGACGAACUGUUCAACAGAUACUCAACAUGAUACCCAAGGAGUCUGAUGGUGAACGCUUUGAAGAUGCACUGGCUCGGGUAUGUCGUUGUGUUGGUGGUGGAGCAGCAGACAAUGCUGACAGUGACAGUGACUUGGAAGUAGUUGCAGAUUCUUUUGCUGUUAAUCUUCGUUGUCCUAUGAGUGGUUCGAGAAUGAAGGUUGCUGGAAGAUUCAAACCUUGUGCUCAUAUGGGGUGUUUCGAUCUUGAAGUUUUUCUGGAGAUGAACCAGCGUUCUAGGAAGUGGCAGUGCCCUGUUUGUCUCAAGAACUACUCGUUGGAAAAUGUAAUAAUUGAUCCAUAUUUUAAUCGUGUUACAUCUAAGGUGCAGAUGCAGCAUUGUGGUGAAGAUAUAACUGAAAUAGAGGUGAAGCCUGAUGGUUCUUGGCGUGCAAAAACUAAAAGUGAAGCUGAACGUAGGGAUGUUGGUGAACUUGCACAGUGGCACAACCCUGAUGGUUCUCUGUGUGUACCUAUCAGUGGUGAACAUAAAUCUAAAGUGGAAAUGGAAAAGCAGAUCAAACAGGAAGGUAAUUCAGAAGGUUAUAAUGGUACUGGUUUAAAACUUGGAAUCAGGAAGAACCGCAAUGGCUUUUGGGAAGUUAGCAAACCUGAGGAUGUGAACACCUCCUCUUCUGGUAAUAGAUUGCCGGAAAGAUUUGAAAUCAUCGAGCAGAAAGUUAUCCCUAUGAGCAGUAGUGCCACUGGCAGUGGUCGCGAUGGUGAAGAUCCUAGUGUAAACCAGGAUGGUGGUGGGAAUUUUGACUUCACAAACAAUGGGAUAGAACUUGAUUCUUUGCCUCUGAAUGUAGAUUCAACAUAUGGAUUUCCUGAUCGGAACUUUUCUGCACCAGUAGAGGAUCCAGAAGUUAUUGUUCUUAGCGAUUCAGAUGAUGAUAAUGAUAUAUUGAUGACAACUGGAACUGUUUACAAGAAUAGUCAAACUGAUGAUGGAGGGGCUGGUUUUUCAAUGCCCCCUAAUGGAAUUUCAAAUCCCUAUCCUGAAGAUCCUACAGUUGGAAAUGGUUUGGGCUUUCUCAAUCCUAAUGACGAUGAAUUCGGGAUACCCCUGUGGCCGUUGCCACCUGGAAGCCAAGCUGGCCCUGGGUUCCAGUUAUUUAACUCAGAUGUUCCAGAUGCCUUAGUAGAUAUACAGCAUGGUCCUAUCAGCUGUCCCAUGACAAUUAAUGGUUAUACAUUAGCUCCAGAGACUGUCAUGGGACCUUCUAGUUUAGUUGCAGAUUCUUCUGUUGGUAGGUCUGAUACUGAUACAAAUGAUGGCUUGGUCAAUAACCCCUUAGCGUUUGGUGGUGAAGAUCCCUCUCUUCAAAUCUUUCUUCCAACUAGACCUUCAGAUGCAUCUGGGCAGUCUGAUCUUAGGGAUCAGGCUGAUGUGUCGAAUGGUGUCCGUACAGAGGAUUGGAUAUCUCUUAGACUUGGUGGUGGUGGUGCCACUGGCAGUCAUGGUGAUUCUGUUUCUGCAAAUGGAGUGAAUUCAAGACAGCAGAUGCCUCCGAGAGAUGGUGCCAUGGACUCUCUGGCUGACACCGCUUCUCUGCUUCUUGGUAUGAAUGAUGGUAGAUCUGAGAAGGCAAGUCGGCAAAGAUCUGAUAGCCCUUUCCAAUUUCCUCGUCAAAAACGUUCUAUAAGACCACGGUUGUAUCUCUCGAUUGACUCGGACUCGGAGUAGAGAAGUGGAGCCUUGUUUUCAAAGAUAACUGUUGCUUUUCUUAUGAAAUUCUUUUUGGGAGACAUUUCCCCAAUGAGGGUAUGAUGAAGAAAAUCAUCAUUUUGUCUCUAGGACAAUGAAGUCUCUGAUGAGGCACAAGGCAUUUACAGUGGGAAAAUGCCAUCAGGAAAUAAUCAUCUUGAAGUAGUGUUGGCACAUGAAGAUUCCGCCAUUGGUGAGCUGUAGGCCUCGUAAUCUCCCUUCUCAAUUUUGUGCGGAAUAACCUUUGUUUCUGAUGUUCUUUGUUCUAUCAGGGUUAUUACAAGCACUCUCAAUUUUCAGCAAAGAUCAUGAUGUCCAGUGCUGGUAAAUUGUAUAGUAGAUAGGCAUUUGAAUCUGAAAAUUGGAUUAAUCCAUAGAUUUGGCUCAAAUCGUCGGAUGUAGUGGGGAAGCCCCGAGUUAGUAACACAAGUAUCCAUCUUUUUGGUCUCUGUUUAAUGAUGAGAGCAAAUAGCUUGUAAAUGUCCCUCAGAUUCAGUUAUAUUUAUAGAAAGAAUAAGAAAAUCUUAAUUGUGCGACUCUGCAACUUAGUAGUGUACUUUGGUCCUGUUCAAUUACCAGGGCUCAAAUGUUGUAUAUAUAAUGUUUGUUCUAGAAGCCAUUGGCAUGCAGGUGGCAGGGCACUUGCUGCUAGGUGAUCCUGUGUCACCAUGAAAUCCAGUUAGAAAGAUGACAUACAGCACUUUGACGAGCUCUAAAUUUGCUUCUAUUGCUUGCUGUCCGGGAUGAUCGGUAUGACCCUCAACUCCUCGUUCCUCCCGUGUUUCCCCUUUGUUUCCUUCUCGGUCUUAACUCUUGUGGGCGUAAUUGCAGUUUAGCAAACCAGUGCUUGAUUGAAUCAGGCAUGAACUGGGUGGAUAGUCAUGUAUACACAUAUUCUGGAUGGAAUCUUAAGAUGUUUAACCACUCUACUUAUUACGAUGUUGAUAUUUUACAGGAUUUAGGUGAAUUAUUUAUAGUUUUGGAUUGUAAA
Molecule: messenger RNA, 4087 nt
Organism: Ricinus communis (castor bean)
Lineage: Eukaryota; Viridiplantae; Streptophyta; Magnoliopsida; Malpighiales; Euphorbiaceae
Product: E3 SUMO-protein ligase SIZ1
Exons: 17
Coding region: 439-3075 (878 amino acids)
Biological process (GO): protein sumoylation
Molecular function (GO): zinc ion binding; SUMO ligase activity
Source: RefSeq, a predicted model, not a curated record